UCCCCUCUUCAACUUCCUAGCGGGAAGCGGCUGUCGGGGACCUGUACACAGGCAGCAGGCAUCAGUGAUACAGCCGCUAAUCAAAGAAAGAUGAGACUGUCCCGAGCUGAAUAUAAAGAGAUAGUGAGGUGGACUGAACAACUGAGACCCACCCGCCAAUGCAUGAAGAUGCUCAAGGAAAAAUUUCCAAAAAACGAACCAAAAGAACAAUCUCAAGACACCAUGCACCAGAUGUCAUUGAAAGCCACUAUCAAAGGUAUCUAAGUGAAGGCAAGGCACAUCCCACUGCUCCUGUCCUGCUGGAGUUGGCCAAUGAGGUGGAUCUGUCUCCUGCACUGAUGGCUCGUAUCAUCCUGGACAGGUUCCUUCAGGACCUGGAGGGUGGAAUGCCCUCUAAAACAGUCCUCAACAGCAUGCUUAAGGAGCCAUCGUUAAUUCCGGACCAAAUUUUGGCCAACAACGUUUACCAAUGCACAAUAAAUGACUGCUGUUAUGGACCGCUGGUAGACUGCAUCAAACACGCUAUCGGCCAAGAGCAUGAGGUGCUACUCCGUGACAAACUAAAGGAGAGGAACCUUUCCUUUCUGGAUGAAAACCAACUGAGAGCUAUGGGCUAUGACAAAACACCUGAUAUCAUCCUGGAGGUUCCAGUUGCCGUGGAGGGACACAUUGUACACUGGAUUGAAAGCAAAGCCUCAUUUGGAGACGACCACAGUCAUCGCACCUAUCUCAAUGAGCAGUUCUGGAGCUACUGGAACAGGUUUGGUCCAGGCCUUGUGAUCUACUGGUAUGGUUUCAUAGGAGAGCUGGACUGCCAGAGAGACAGAGGAAUCGUGCUCAAAGACUGCUUCCCCACAGACAUUGUCACCCUGUGCCAUUCUGCCCAGCAGGACCAACUGCCGCAAGAGCCAGAAUAAGGACAAAGAGUGAGAAAAGAUGAGAAGCGGAGCAAAGGAAAAACAAAAAAGUACAGAUAGGGGGAUGAAUGGAAGGAAAGAAAGAGGAAGAGAAGGAGGCGGGAAGGGUCGGAACACUGAACUAUACAGGGGUGGAUACCUAGAUCCGGAAGCAAUUUGGUUUUCCUGCACUGUGAGUCUACUGGCAAGAAAUCUGCCCUGAACUUCAUCUGACCCUCUGACUCUGUCUGUCUCUCCCUUUCUUCCUCUCUUUCAAUGCCCCAAAGCUACCACAUGUAAAUACGCACCAGCACUCUGUAUAUCUGACAGCACAAGGUCAGAUUCAUACCUGAGUGUGAAAACACAGUCUUGGAGCCUUUCCUGGUUGUGGUCAGCUCUUGGCCCCUGGAUGGCCUCUUGCAAUGGACAGCCAGGGUGAGAGCCAGGGCCAAAGCAGGACAUAAGGCCCUUCCUUAUCACACCCAAAGCCCUGGCCUUUGUCACUCUUUCCUCCUCCGUUACAUAGGCAGAUAAGCGAGGUGCGGUUUGGGUGGACGCCUGUCUCUCACCUGCGUCACUCAGUGCCCUCUCACUCCCACUCCAGGGGGGUAAACAGGAUCAUUUCUGAUUAAAGCUGGCCUCGCUGUGACCUUUUUCACUUCACAUUAUAAAAUCUGCUGAGGGUCGAAGCAAGAGUUCACACUGCAAGUAAAUCUCAGAAUUACAAUCAACACGUAUUUGCCUAUUUCAUGUGAAUUAUCCUAAUAAAGUAACUGUAAAUUAAUUAAAUAGAAAUAUUCACAUUUUGUGACACUUUCUCACACAGCCCCCAUAACCUCAUGUGCCAACAAUUUGCCUCAGCUUGUUUGCAUCAGAAAAUCCAACCAAGAGUCAAAAAGCCAAAGAUAUUUGAUUUACAAUGACAAAUAAAAAAAGAAAUGUAAAGGCAAUCAUCAGAGCAGUGUCUGCAGCUUGUGAAGAAUUUCUGCUUCACAAAUCAAAAUGAUUAAUUGAUUUACCAAAAUUCCUUGCAAUUGAUUUUGUGUCUGUCAACUGAUCGAUUAAGUGACUGAUUGUUGCAGCAUUGAUUAUAGUUCACAAAGUUGUGUAGAAGCUUCAUCUGAAUAUGUCUUAAGCUGUGUUAGCUAACAUUUGCUAACCUCUACUAACAAUCCAAGAAGCCUGAGGCUCCAGUGUUCUCCACACAAAGGGUUAAGACAUCUUUUGAGCCAGUGAGCUAAGGUCACAGUCAAAUAAAAUGCAGAUUAAUUAGCUCUGUAUCACCUCCAUGAGUGCACUGUAGGAUUGGGAAAAAAAAUUCAGUCCUUGUGUUCCUUCCCACAUUUUACAGUGAUAAUUUAGAGUAAAAGAGAAUUUCUGUUGUACAGUUAAGUUUUGUAAAUGUUUAUUAUUAAUAAAUAUAUAUAAAUCAUUUUGAAUACAUUAUUGUUAUGAAUAUUCACAGCACAAACUUUAUGUACUCAUUAUAUAUUUCUUUAACUUAAGCUAUGUGAGUGCCUACAGGUACAUAGAAACACCUGAUUUCCAUGUUAAGGUGAGCGACCAUCCAGUUGUCUGUUGCACAUCUUUACAACCCCAGUGCCUUUUAUGAGCAGAUACUAAUGGAAGAAACACAGCCGGGCUAGGGAAACCAGAAGUGAACAUAAAGUUGAGUGAUGCUUUUAGGGGCAGAUAUGCACUGCCUAUAGGGGGUCCCUGUCCUGUCCUCUUCUUUACUGCACACAAAACGAUAAGAGGAAAGAAAGUGAAAGGGUGAGGAACCUGCCACCCCACCUCAGUGAAUGCAUUUUAAAAUAAUAAUUUUACACAUAUUGUGCCUUCUAACUGUGGUAUUGGAACUGAGUAAAGCAGAGAAUCUGUUUUUGUUUCCUAAUAUUCCGGAGGCUUCAUA
This is a messenger RNA of Toxotes jaculatrix (banded archerfish), 2808 nucleotides long. RefSeq names its product CDAN1 interacting nuclease 1 (gene cdin1). Gene Ontology annotation, cellular component: cytoplasm; nucleus. The record is from RefSeq and is a predicted model, not a curated record. Bases 159 to 917 code for a protein of 252 amino acids. Gene Ontology annotation, biological process: erythrocyte differentiation. The transcript has 11 exons. NCBI's taxonomy places the organism in Eukaryota, Metazoa, Chordata, Actinopteri, Toxotidae.